AUGAGAGAGUGAGCGCACUGUGUUGGUACACAGUCCACAUGCUACAAGUCCCUCAUCUGACCGGAUGACCGCUCAGUUUAUAUGAAUGCGACCUCCAAGGCAUAUGCAGCCCAACAUUUAAUCAGACUUUUCUGGACACCCUAAGAUCUACUCUUCAGACAGCACUAUGGGGGAACCGGCCAGCGUGGUGUUCCGUAACGUGGGCCAGACGUACUUCCCUGAGACCAGGGUGGACUGCCACUACAGCGUCUCCUCCCAGCACCGCUGGAGCUCCAAGGACUGGGUCGGCCUCUUCCAGGUGGGCUGGUCCUCGGUGAAGAACUACCACACCUACACCUGGGCUCCGGUACCUGAGGGCCGCUCUAAAGGGGUCCAUCACAACUGCUGCGCCGUCUUUCAGGCGUUCUACCUGCCCCGGCCUGGCCCCGCCCAGUACCAGUUCGUCUACGUGAACGAGGGCGGGUUCGUCUGGGCCCGCAGCCCUCCCUUCACCUUCUGCUCCCCGGAGCCGCUGGACGACCUGGAGACCGUGACGGAGGAGCGCGACGAGGAGGAAGGAGAGCGCGACGAAGAGGAGGAGGAGAUGCUCCUGGUCAUCCCCAAGGCUCAGCUCCUCAAGAGCCAGCUGGACGACAGUCUGAAGGGCCAGCAGGGCAUGAGGCUGGAGCUGGAGCUGUCCCAGAGAGGCAAGGACGAGGAGACGCAGAGACACGAGACGGAGCGGGCCGGGUGGGAGCAGGAGAGGGCGGCCUUGCAGAAGGAGAUCUCUGAGCUCAGAGCGGACGUGGGCCAGAGCUGUGACAAGCUGAGGAGGGUGGAGGGAAGGAACAAGGACGUGCAGGAGACGGGAGACAGCCUGUCCACGGAGCUGACGCAGCUGCUGUUGGAGAAGGAGGAGGACGAGCAGCGGAUCAGAGAGCUGGAGGAAGACGUGCAGGUGCUCAGCGACUGUGGGAGGGAGACGGACACCGCGCUGGAGAGGAUGAAGGAGAGGGUGAAGAAGAUGUGUGACCAGCUGAAGUACGAGGAGGAGAAGAGGAAGGCCGUGCAGGUGGAGCACCAGGCGGCGCUGGCGGCGGUGCGCUCGCUGCAGGAGCGCCUGGAGGCCAGCGAGCGCGUGGGGGAGGGUCUCCGGCGGGAGAUGGGGGAGCUGGGGCUCCAGCGGGGGGCCUCCCAGGGGGAGCUGCACCAGACGCGGCUGCAGGCGGCACGACUCACCCUGCAGCUCUCGGAGCAGGAGCUGGCCUUCAAGGAGGGCCAGGCCAGCUGGGCCCAGGAGAGGGACGCCUACCGCAAGGCCGCCCAGGUGGAGCAGAGUAAGGUGGCGCAGCUGAGCCGGGAGGUGCAGUGCCGGGAGGAUUGGCUGGGGGAGGAGCGGAGGGAGAGGGAGGAGCUGGAGGCGGACCUGGAGUGCAACAGGGCAACGCUGGGCGAUGCGAAGCGCGAGGCGCAGGAGCUGAGGGCCCAGCUGAGGGCCAUGCAGAAGGAGAGCGAGCCGCAGCACGCAGAGAGACAGGACCUGGAAGGCUACGUGCGUCACCUGGAGCAGAGGCUGGGCAUCCCCCCACGCCCCGACGACGGCUGGCUCAGUCCGGACGGGUCCGAAACGCCGGAGAGCCUUGGAGAGGAGGGGGACCCCCAGGAUAGGGACAACGCUCCCGACGCAGAGACACAGGAACCUGAAUGGAAGAGCAGGAGUCUGACUCUGAGGUCGAGGAAGUCAGACCGCUGGCUGCGCCUUAACACCUCGUCUGCUGAGGUGAUCCCCCGAGAGACCAGGAGAACCACUGAUCAUUGACUGGCGCCCUCUUGUGGUGACAUUGAAAACUGAGGGUUACUGAUCACUCCGUUAGGAUCUACUCUAGUCAUGUGUUCUGGCGUACUGAGAUGCAGUGAGCCAGUAGAAGUGUGUAUAUUAUACCUUCGUACUUUGAAUGUCUUAAAACCAAAUUAUCAGAGCUUUUGAACAUUUGUGUGCGACUUAAUUUGUAGAAUAAGUGGGCACCUUUGAAGUUGGAUCAGUGUUACAUCACACCUAACCGUGAAGAAAGAGACGGUAGAGAAAGAGACAAGGACUGAGAAGGUCCAUAACUUCUCCAGCUCAACAUCUCCAGAUUAACAUUCAUGCCUCGUGUUGUUGGUUCAUGUCUUAAACUUCAAUAUAUGUUGAGGUUAUAUGAUGUUUUGUGUAAUUUAUAAUACAAGUUUUCAACUUCAAUGUGUGUUUAGAUUAUAUGAUGAGUUGGGUAAUAUAUAAUGCUUGUUUUAAACUUUAAUUUUUUUUUAGAUUAUAUGAUGAGUUUGGAAACAUGUAUUUUUUUAGGAUGCUACUCAUGACUUCUGCAUGUGUGUGAAUUCUGGUACACCUGUGAAAUGAGUUGUUGAAUUCUGUAUGGAGUGAGAGUUGAUCGGAUGAUAAAUCAGGGAGAUUGAACGAGUAUUAAUCCAUUGUGUUUGGAAGCUCCUUUCAUAAGGAUCAAUAAAUGCCAUGACCGGAGACUUGUCUUUG
Gadus morhua (Atlantic cod) is the source of this 2509-nucleotide messenger RNA. RefSeq names its product calcium binding and coiled-coil domain 1b (gene calcoco1b). The record is from RefSeq and is a predicted model, not a curated record. Gene Ontology annotation, biological process: positive regulation of transcription by RNA polymerase II. The coding region runs from base 167 to 1798 and encodes 543 amino acids. Gene Ontology annotation, molecular function: transcription coactivator activity. Lineage: Eukaryota; Metazoa; Chordata; Actinopteri; Gadiformes; Gadidae. The transcript is spliced from 14 exons.